CAUAAAUGUGUUACAUAUAAAUGUGUUAUUGUAUCCGGGCUGGAGCCACUUCUUCCUGCAGCUGCAUUUCAUAAACCCCUAACGUUGACGCAGGGAUGCUGUCCUUGACUCGGUCAGUGGUCUGUGGGGUGGCACGCGUCCCGGCUGCUGUCAGCCAAAGUGGCGUUGCUGCUAUUACCCGAUACAACAGCACAGCGCAGAGCACUCCAAAGAAAACCAAGUUUGGACCAUUGGCAGAUGAGGACAGAAUUUUCACAAACCUUUAUGGUCGUCAUGACUGGCGGCUGAAGGGAGCCCAAAAGCGUGGGGACUGGUACAAAACCAAGGAGAUUCUUUUGAAAGGAGUUGACUGGAUUCUUAAUGAGAUCAAGACUUCUGGCCUGCGUGGGAGAGGUGGAGCUGGUUUUCCUACUGGCAUGAAGUGGAGUUUUAUGAACAAACCCAGCGACGGCAGGCCAAAGUACCUGGUGGUGAAUGCAGAUGAAGGAGAACCAGGCACUUGCAAGGACAGGGAGAUUAUGCGUAACGACCCACACAAGCUGGUAGAGGGCUGUCUGGUUGCUGGGAAGGCCAUGGGGGCUCGUGCUGCUUACAUUUACAUCAGAGGAGAGUUUUACAACGAGUCAUCCAACUUGCAGGUGGCCAUCAACGAGGCCUAUGCUGCUGGGUUGAUUGGCAAGAACGCCUGUGGCUCUGAUUAUGACUUUGAUGUGUUUGUGAUGCGUGGUGCUGGAGCUUAUAUCUGCGGAGAGGAGACCGCUCUCAUCGAGUCCCUGGAAGGAAAACAGGGGAAGCCCCGUCUGAAGCCCCCCUUCCCUGCUGAUGUGGGUGUGUUUGGUUGUCCAACAACUGUCGCUAAUGUGGAGACGGUGGCGGUGGCUCCCACCAUCUGUCGUCGCGGAGGCCCGUGGUUUCUGGGCUUUGGCAGGGAGAGAAACUCCGGCACGAAGCUUUUCAACAUCUCUGGGCAUGUCAACCAUCCUUGCACCGUAGAGGAGGAGAUGUCGAUCCCUCUGAAAGAACUCAUUGAGAGACAUGCAGGUGGUGUGCGUGGAGGUUGGGAUAACCUGCUGGCUGUAAUCCCCGGUGGAUCCUCAACUCCCCUCAUUCCCAAGAAUGUGUGUGAAGAGGUGCUGAUGGACUUUGAUGGCCUGGUUCAAGCUCAGACCGGGCUUGGUACAGCUGCUCUUAUCGUCAUGGACAAAUCUACUGACAUUAUCAGAGCCAUCGCCCGUCUGAUUGAGUUCUACAAGCAUGAGAGUUGUGGCCAGUGUACACCAUGCAGAGAGGGAGUGGACUGGAUGAAUAACAUGAUGUGGCGCUUUGUUAGAGGUGAUGCACGGCCAGCAGAAAUCGACAUGAUUUGGGAACUUAGUAAGCAGAUUGAGGGACACACUAUCUGUGCCCUAGGCGAUGGAGCGGCAUGGCCUGUGCAGGGAUUGAUAAGGCACUUCCGGCCUGUGAUGGAAAGUCGGAUUGCUGAACACCAGCAGCAUCAAAAGCAGCAGGCCAGGGCUUAAAUGGCUAUUUCAACCUCUUGAACUCUUCUUUCCUUCUCAUCUGCCCUUAAUCCUGUGUUGUCACUCAAAUUAUUUAAACGCAAUAUAAUGUGCCGUCAUCACCUCCGCAUCAAACUUUGCAUUGAUGUUGUUGCCUUCUUGGGUUAAACUACCAAUAAAGUUCUAUUACCUGAAA
This is a messenger RNA of Cololabis saira (Pacific saury), 1695 nucleotides long. RefSeq names its product NADH:ubiquinone oxidoreductase core subunit V1 (gene ndufv1). Lineage: Eukaryota; Metazoa; Chordata; Actinopteri; Beloniformes; Belonidae. Gene Ontology annotation, molecular function: 4 iron, 4 sulfur cluster binding; NAD binding; FMN binding. Gene Ontology annotation, biological process: mitochondrial electron transport, NADH to ubiquinone. The transcript is spliced from 11 exons. Bases 96 to 1520 code for a protein of 474 amino acids. The record is from RefSeq and is a predicted model, not a curated record.